Molecule: messenger RNA, 1710 nt
Organism: Trichomonas vaginalis G3
Lineage: Eukaryota; Parabasalia; Trichomonadida; Trichomonadidae
Product: phage tail repeat-like family
Exons: 1
Coding region: 1-1710 (569 amino acids)
Source: RefSeq, a predicted model, not a curated record
AUGAUUAAACAACAGCAACCACAGCAACUUAAGGCGCAAAGCACCCAGGUCCUUCAAACCAUUACAUACGCCAUAUAUGCAUAUAAUUCAAAGACAGCAGAACAAACACAAAGGUUGAAAUAUGGAGAUUUGGAGAUAGUAUUGAAAAAUGACCAUUUCGAAUUCGUUUGCAAAGGUGGUGCAGUGAUAUCAAAUAUAAAAGAAAUUUUAUUUAUGAAUUCAAAAAUUAAAGGAAUAACGGAUGAUAUAACAUCAAUUCCACCAGAAGAACAAAGAUAUUACGCAUUAAAUGCAUUUCCUAAAGUUUUGAAGAUUGGAAGAUUUAAUUUAAAUGAGGAAUUCAUAAAAGGUUUCCUUAAUGACAUAGAGAAGAAAGCAGAUAAGGAAUAUGUCAACGGUGAGUUAGAGAAGAAAGCAGAUAAGGAAUAUGUCAAUGAAAAAGAUAAUGAAAUUAAAGAAAGGGUUGAAUGGUAUCAUGAAUGGACAUCAAAGAUUUUAAAAACUAAAGCUGAUACAGGAUGGGUUUCAGGAUGUUUAGACCUUAAAGCAGAUAAGGAAUAUGUCAACGGUGAGUUAGAGAAGAAAGCAGAUAAGGAAUAUGUCAACGGUGAGUUAGAGAAGAAAGCAGAUAAGGAAUAUGUCAACGGUGAGUUAGAGAAGAAAGCAGAUAAGGAAUAUGUCAAUGAAAUAUACCAAAGUUUGAUAGGAACAACUAAAAAUAUUGAAACUAUUGUUGGUGACUUUUCUGUCAAUGAAGAAAAUAAAUAUUUUAGAUGGCAAUUGGUACAGUCCUUAAAAAAUGGUAUACGAUGUAAACUCAUUCCGAAAAAUAACAAUGAAAUGUAUGUAAGCUAUAAAAAGAAUGAUGGAACACAAGUUAAAGUUCCAUUAGACAACAACUGCUACUUAAACAUAUAUGGAAACGAACAAAAGAAAUAUUUAAGAGUUUAUGAAAUGACAGAUAUGACAUUGCCUCACCCAGCUCCAGCACCAUAUUAUUAUGACUAUGGAGAUGACAACAGAACACCACAUGUAGAUGAACAAAAGCUAACAUUAUAUUUAGAUUAUUAUAGAUAUAAAAGAUAUAAUGCAAUAGAAAAAACGAGAAUAGUAUAUUAUUAUACAGAUGACAAAAAUAAAUAUUAUAGUCAAGAUUUUACCUACCCUGAAAACAUAAGAUUAUAUUAUAAAAAAUAUUCUGACACAAACCAGAAGAAACCUGAAAUAGUUACACUAUAUUUUAAGUUCAAAAGAGACAAUCCUAUAUUAUCUCAUAUGUUUGAUUUAAUGAACCCAGUAGGUUCUAUUUAUACAUCUAUGGAUGCAAGAGGUCCUCAAGUAAUGUUUGGUGUUGGUGCAUGGGAACAAAUAGUCGACAGGUUUUUGUAUUGUGCAAACUCUUCAAAGGAAACAGGUGGAAGUAAAACGAUUUCAGGUGAAAAUUUACCUGCACACAGUCACUACAUAGAUUUAAGUACAUCUCAGGCAGGUUGGCAUAAGCAUAGAUAUUGGGAUUGGUCAGGAAUGACAAAAGGUAAAGGAUAUGAUGUUAAAGACGACGUUAAGUUUGCUAUAAAUUGUUACUGGAGUGACACUCAGGGAGAAGGAAACCAUACACAUUUCGUUUCAGGAUAUACACAAACAACGGGACAAAGUAAAGAAUACAUGCCACCUUACAUGACAGUUUACGCAUGGUAUAGAGUUCAAUGA